ACCGGCACAACUUAAGUAUUAGUUGUGUGAACGACAUAAAGUGAAAACAAAAUAAAGCGAAUAAAACAAUUUAAAUUAAUAAAAUAAAAGAAAAUUAUAAACAAAAGAAAAUAAUUUCAUAAUAAAACGAAAUAAGUACAGAAGUUAUUAACAUGAGUGAAAGUCAAAAUCAAAUACCUCUGGAGGAUCAUGAAGUACCAGUGAUUGUUGAGUGUUGUGGCAAUAUUCUGGAGGAUGAAUGCCUGCAGGAACAACCUCACUCCUCCAAUGUGAAAGCAAAGGAUUGUGAUAAGAUAUAUUCAAAAGCCAUGAAAAAGGCUUUUAAGGCUCAACAAAAGUUGCAAAAAGCCGUAGAUGAGUUGGCCAAGGAAAUGCAUAAGAAGGAGAAGAAAGAGCAUAAGAAGGGUAAGAAGCAUGGUCAUCGCCAUCGCUCACAUUCGGUAUCAAGUGAUAGCAGUGAUGGCACCAGCAGUGGUACUAGUUCUGGCUCGAGUUCAAGUUCAAGUUCUAGCGAUAGUGAAAUGGAGUUCGUACCUUGUCAUGGUCGUCGCAAGCAUUUGAAACAUAAACAUGGUCAUAAUCAUCAUCAUGACCACAGAAAUCGUUCUCGCUCUAGAAGUCAUUCUCGAGAAUAUAAUAGAUGUCCUUGUAGUGAAAGAUUCAGAUAUCAUGGUAGUCCUUCACGACAUGGUUGUCCUGCUUAUCACGGAGGCCCUCCUCACCAUGGAAGUCCUAGACAUCAAUGGCAUUUUUCACAUCACGGAAAACCUGGUCAUCAUGAUGGUUUUCCCCAUCAUGGAGGGUUUCCUCAUCAUGGAGGUUUUCCUCAUCAUGGAGGUUUUCCUCAUCAUGGAGGUUUUCCUCAUCAUGGAGGUUUUCCUCAUCAUGGAGGUUUUCCUCAUCAUGGAGGUUUUCCUCAUCAUGAAGGUUUUCCACACCACGGAGGUUUUCCUCAUCAUGGCGGCCCUCCACAUCAUCGUCGAUUUCCAUCUCAUGGCAUGUUCGAAUAUGCUCAGUUUUUUCGGCCAUACGGCCCCUGCACGGGGCCGAGACAUCAACGCGAAUGCUCGAGGGGUCGUUCCCGUUCCAACUCACGCUGUAGAGUUUCAUCAGUUCCGCCAUGUUUCCUAUACGGUGGAUGUAAAUCAAAAGCAAGAACCGGUCAUUGUAGAUCUGACAAAUUAAAAGAGCUGCAUAAGCGCCAUGCAAGUCGUUCGCGUUCUCGCUCCAACUCACGAGGACAUUAUUCUGAUGGACAUCAUAAGCGCCAUGCAAGUCGUUCGCGUUCUCGCUCCAACUCACGUGGACGUCAUAGUUAUGACAAGUUGGAUACACAUUAUGGACAUAAUAAGCGCCAUGAAAGUCGUUCACGUUCUCGCUCCAACUCACGAGAACUUCGAGGUCAUAGAAAAUUGCACAAACAUCAUGUUCAUCAUAAGCGUCACGCAAGUUGUUCACGUUCUCGCUCCAACUCACGAGGACGUCAUUCUGAUGUUGAGGUAAAAAAGCAUCAUGGACAUCAUAAGAGGCAUACAAGUCGUUCACGUUCUCGCUCUAACUCGCGAAAACGUAAUGGUCACGGAAAGUUUGACAGACAUCAUGGCCAUCACAAGUGUCAUGCCAGUCGUUCUCGUUCCCGCACAUAUUCUCGUGGGCGCCACUCAGAAGUUGAGGAGAAGAAACACCAUAAACGUCAAGCACAUCGAUCCCGUUCUCAUUCUCGUGGACGUUAUUGUCAUCAACAACGUCUUGUAAGUCGUUCUUGUUCUCGCUCUAAUUACUGUGACAACAACAAAUGUGGUGUUACUUCUACUAAACAAGAGAGAAAACAUUCUCGUUCCCGUUCUAAGUCAAGAGGUGGAAAAUAUGAUCAUUGUCAUAGACAACAAAGGAAAUAUCAUAAAAAACAUGAUACCAGUUCUUCAUCAUCAUCCUCUAGUGAUAGUAGUUCCGAAGAAAGUAAUAUGUCUUAUCCUAAACGCUGUACUGCAAUAAAUCCUUGGAUGAGACAUUUUCAUAUGGGUGAUCCUUCAAUGAUGUACGAUCGUAGAUUUCCUCAUAUGAUGCCAAUUUUUAAUGACAGAAGAGGUACUUUACAUUUUGGGUAUUUUUAAUAAGGCCGAAAUGUAUCAAAUAUUUCAAAUAUUUUAACUAUAUAUAACGUAUUAACCGAUCCUAGUAUUAAUAUUAUAUUUAACCAAAAA
Messenger RNA from Lucilia cuprina (Australian sheep blowfly), 2204 nucleotides. Its product is annotated as repetin. The coding region runs from base 153 to 2114 and encodes 653 amino acids. The record is from RefSeq and is a predicted model, not a curated record. Gene Ontology annotation, molecular function: actin filament binding. Gene Ontology annotation, biological process: cortical actin cytoskeleton organization; actin filament network formation. Lineage: Eukaryota; Metazoa; Arthropoda; Insecta; Diptera; Calliphoridae. The transcript has a single exon. Gene Ontology annotation, cellular component: cytoplasm; cytoskeleton.